This is a messenger RNA of Halichondria panicea, 897 nucleotides long. RefSeq lists its product as uncharacterized. The record is from RefSeq and is a predicted model, not a curated record. Bases 66 to 824 code for a protein of 252 amino acids. NCBI's taxonomy places the organism in Eukaryota, Metazoa, Porifera, Demospongiae, Suberitida, Halichondriidae. The transcript is spliced from 5 exons.
UCAGGUCAAAGGUCAACUUACUAGACCCACGUGGCAACAAAGAAGGAUAAAAUUAAUUAUCAAAGAUGUGCAAAAGUUUGAUUCAGUGUUUGCUGGUUGCUGCAGCCUUGAGAGUGAUGCUGCCUGCAGUGGGAGUUGGUGGCGUGGGUGAGGAGAGUGGUGUGGGCGAGGGGAGUGGAGCUGGCAGUGGUAUCCUGCAAGCUGUGCAAGAUAGACAGUUCAGCAUCAAUUUGACUGAUGUGAUCAUGCCGGUGUGUACCACCAAUCAGCUGCUCUCUUAUAAUGGAACUGAGUUUCUCUGCAAGGAAAUACCUGAGAGGAAGUGUGUCUGCCCUAGUCCAAUGGUGGGCACGGACGAACCUCCCACGUUCCCACCAGAACCACCAGGAGGGUGUCCUGUGUUUGACCCUCCUGAUGGAGGUGGCUUUGUGUGUCUACCUAACAUCACAGUCAUCCAUUGCUCUGUGCUGUGUGACAACAGUCACGAGUUCUCCACCACUCCCCUCAAUCCCUACCACUGCGGCCAGGACACCAGGUUCCAAUGGGAGGACUUCACUCGUACAACCCACAAAGACCUUCCUCAAUGUUCAGGUUUCCGCUACACACUGCGUCCCCUCCAUCGGGCUGAGUACUACCUCCCUAGCCCCUGUCCACUGGUCACACAGACUGAAGCCGACACUGUCAAGACAAGAUUCUGUGACCUCUUAUCAGACUUUGUAGACAAAGACCAAAUCAAUUGUACCACUAGCAAUGCCUUUAUUCAGUGUCCUAAAACUGCCGUAACCACAGUGAUACCUCCAAAUCACCCAGAGUUGAACCCAUGAUCAUUGCUCAAACUGUUUCAUUGUUUUUGAACACAUUUUUGAUUGUUUCUGAAUUGGAAUGUUGUUUACUGUC